UGUUUUGUUGGAGGAAUCCUUGACCCUCUCCCAGGUCGCAGCAACGCAUUCCACAAUUCUGAGGGGGAAUUUUUUAGGGUUUUGGGAGUCAUGAACAACGUUGGCGAUCUCCACAAGGUUUGGGAAAUCAACGCUCUGAAGAGGAAGCCGUUGCAAGAAGAAGCCACCAAGAUGUUGGAGAAGAUCGCCAAACAGGUCCAGCCCAUUAUGCGCAAGCACAAAUGGAGGGUCAAGGUUCUCUCUGAAUUCUGCCCAAACAAUCCGCGACUUUUGGGGUUGAAUGUUGGAGCUGGUAUACAUGUGAAGUUGCGAUUGCGCAGACCGAACAGGGAUUUGGACUUCUACCCAUUUGAUCAAGUUUUGGAUACGAUGCUUCAUGAGCUUUGCCAUAAUGCCCAUGGUCCUCAUAAUGCCAACUUCUACAAGCUUUGGGAUGAACUUAGAAAGGAAUGUGAAGAGCUGAUGUCCAAUGGAGUAACUGGCUCAGGAGAGGGGUUUGACCUUCCAGGAAGGCGCUUAGGUGGUCAUUCCCGGCAGCCACCCCUUUCAUCACUCCGUAAAACAGCACUUGCAGCUGCAGAAAAGAGAUCGCGAUUGGGAUCACUCCUUCCCUCUGGACCUAACCGUCUUGGGGGUGAUAGUGUUAUAAUGAAGGCACUUACUCCAGUGCAAGCGGCUGCAAUGGCUGCAGAAAGGAGAUUACAGGAUGACAUAUGGUGUGGUUCUCAAACCUGUGAAGCUUCAGAUCAUGAAGAUUUUAACUUUGAACCUGCUGAGAAUAUUGAGCGCAAGGGUAAAAAUGUGGGUAGCUCAAGACUUCGAGACAAUUCUUCUCUACCUUUGGAUCUGAAAUCUCAGAAAAGGAGUCGUGUCGUGGAUUCAAGUUUACUGGAUUGCUCGUCUAGUACCCCUAAAUAUGUUGAUUUGACCAUGGAUGCACCACAGAUUGGAUCUAUCAUUGAACAGUGCACUGUGACUCAAGGAACGGGUGUUGGUGGAUUAGAAAGCAUUUCACAUUCUGAGUCAAAUUCUCGGAUAGGAUCUACUUCUGCAAAUAUUCCAAGCUCCUCCACUCCACUUUCUGGUGAUAAUAAUACAUCUCAUUCUGAAGAACUUGCAAUGUGGGAGUGCUCAAUGUGCACUCUGUUAAAUAAAACAUUAGCUCCAUUAUGUGAGUUGUGUGGCACACAACAGCCGAAAGAUUUUGCCACCAAAUACAGUACUUGGUCUUGUAAAUUCUGUACGCUGGAAAACAGUGUGAAGUUGGACAAAUGCUCAGCUUGUGAUCAGUGGAGAUACUCUCUUGGUGCACCAGUGUCAGCCCGUGCACCUAACGUCGGCACUUGAGUACGGUAGUUUAUAAGUAUAUGAAUGCUUAUAAGUUGUAACACUGGUGUUUGUGCAACUUAAUGGCAAAAUGAUUUCAUUUAUUGCUUUAUGGCAGUGGCUUAAGCAAAUGAAGAUGCCAAUGCUUGAUUUCUUUAACUUGAAGCUAGGUGGAAAAUAGCAGUUCCAUUUUGAUCUUUUUCACUUGAUAGAUACGAUAAUUUCGAUAUAGUAUGUUGGCAUGGAGAUCUGUAUAGCUGAACUGCUGAAUUAGUAAGCAUUGUUGGCACUGCUCUGAGUUUUGCCUGAUUUGCAGAAUUUGGAUGCUGACUUGUGCAAGCAAUUAAGAGCUUUUCACUGAAUUGGGUUUGUGUGAGUAUAUGCCAUGGUUCUCUCUUCU
Molecule: messenger RNA, 1726 nt
Organism: Arachis duranensis
Lineage: Eukaryota; Viridiplantae; Streptophyta; Magnoliopsida; Fabales; Fabaceae
Exons: 5
Coding region: 91-1347 (418 amino acids)
Source: RefSeq, a predicted model, not a curated record